Clonostachys solani is the source of this 13014-nucleotide messenger RNA. The record is from the annotation of a GenBank genome assembly. Lineage: Eukaryota; Fungi; Ascomycota; Sordariomycetes; Hypocreales; Bionectriaceae.
AUGGAGAUAACCUCCCCAACCGUCCCAGGCGCACCGUCGAACGAUGUCGCAUCAACCGAGUUCCCGACGAUAGAGCCCGAGCGCCUGAUCGAGCACCUGGCAGCAGUGUGCCAGAUCGCUCUCGGCGCCACGCGGGAGGAGCUUGAGCAGGCGGGAAACCUUCUGCACAAGAGCCGUUACAGCGACACCGUUGCCCGUUGCUCUCGCUUCGCUACCGACACUCAAAACGUUCUCUACAUCCAAAAGGAUAUUGCCGCCUCCACUGUGGUGGAAAACGGAUCCGACAUUGCAGUGCCAUCUUCGUUUCACUAUACUAUUUCAUCCGAGCUCGCCUCUUCUCCCACCACCGUUGCUUCUCUCAUUCUCCUGAAGACGCCCCAGCCUAUUGAUCCGGCUCGACCUCUCACUUCUCAAAUAUUCAUUACUAAUCUUCCUGGGCCUGCAUCCCUUAAUGCUGCUGUUGCGGAUCAGGGUCCUACCCUCUCACCUUGGGAGGUUCUCCAUUCACAGGUUCAUCAUGCGCUGGUUCCAUAUUUCGACGCCAAUACCAAAUCUCAGGGCAUCACGGGAUCAAGGGGCCGACCGGAUGUCGAUUCGAAGACGGGAAUCCCAGUUACGAAGAAGCGACUCAACGAUCUGGAGCUGAGCUUGCUUCAUCUGCAGCAAAAUGUCGACAUCCCCGAAAUAUCGUUGACCUUCCAUCCGAUCGUCCAGAGUGUGCUCGAUACAGCCGAAGCCAGCCAUUCGAGGGCAUCGAUAGACGGGAUCGCUUCCGGCCUGUUGCAGGAUAGUACGUUUCUGAACAGGCUUCAGGCCAAUGUCAACACCUGGAUCAAGUCGAUCCAGGGGAUCACCAGAAUGACAAAGGAUAGUGGGUCAAAUCACAACCAGGAGUUCAACACGGCAAGCCAGGAAGUCAAUUUCUGGCUUUCGAUGGAAUCUGCUCUGGAGGGUAUUGAGGGCCAAUUGAGGAGUGAGGGUGUUCUCCUGACACUCGAGAUCCUCAAGCAUGCCAAGCGUUUCCAGGCCACUGUGAGCUUCACGGCGGACACUGGGUUAAAGGAGGCCAUGGACAAGGUGCAGAAGUACAACCAGCUUAUGCGCGACUUCCCACUGGACGAGCUUCUCUCAGCCACCUCUCUUCUCAAGGCGCAGGAUGCCAUUCGGGAGAUCUUUCAUCAUCUGAACAAGAAGCUGAGGAUCUGCCCCUACCCGAUCCGGAGGGCACUCCCCCUUGUUGAAGCCAUUUCCGCGGAUCUGAACGAUGUGUUGGUCCGACUACUGCCAGGUACGGAGCUGGUAAAUCUGGACUACGACCAGUUUCGCCACAUCAUGAAGACCUGCGACGACAUCUUCAAAACCUGGGAGGAUUCAGUCAAGGAAUUCACCAACGUGGCUCGUGAGGUCACUCGACGAAGAAACGAGAAGUUUAUUCCCAUCAAGAUCAACAAUAAGCACUCGGAGCUGGAGUCGAGGAUACGAUACGUGAGCACCUUCCGCGACAACCAUGAACAGCUGCAGCGAACGAUUGUGAAUGUUCUUGGUCCCAGGGCCACCAUCCCAGGCGUCCCCGAAACCACGGGAUCUGACGGAGUCGUCAUCGAGGAAAUGGGCGACGUCGAUGCUGUCGAAGAAGUCAACCAAGCUUGGGAUGCGCUGCAGAAUGUCGACCUGUUGGAUGUUAGUGAGCAGGGCAAGGAUCGCUGGGUGCUGGCUGAAAAUCUCUAUAAUGAGCGAACAACUCGUGUUGAGAACUCCAUCAUUGCCAGGCUCCGAGAUCGCCUCGGAACAGCAAAGACGGCAAAUGAAAUGUUCCGCGUGUUCUCCAAGUUCAAUGCGCUGUUUGUGCGACCCAAGAUUCGAGGUGCGAUCCAAGAAUACCAGAAUCAGCUCAUGGACCAUGUCAAGCAGGCAAUCAACGGCCUUCACGAGCGGUUCAAGCAGCAGUACGGUCACUCCGAAGCACACGCCAUGUCACAGCUUCGCGACCUCCCUCCUGUGUCGGGAGCCAUCAUCUGGGCGCGCCAGAUCGAGCUUCAGCUUGAUGGCUACAUGAAAAAGGUUGAAGCUGUGCUCGGACCUGGCUGGCAACUUCACUCCGAGGGUGAGAAGCUGCAGCGCGAAAGUGACCAAUUCAAGGAAAAGCUCGAAACACGAAAGAUUUUCGAAGCCUGGGCUGCGGACGUGACCAGGAGGAAGAUUUCCAUUUCAGGCUUGCUCUUUGACAUCGCCCGUGUGCGAUCAGCAGGUGGCAUUCUGGAGCUCACAGUCAACUUCGAUCCUCAGAUUAUCACUCUGUUCAAGGAGACUCGCAACCUCACAUGGCAGUCCUACACUGUUCCCCAUAUCAUUGCCACUGUAUCAAAGGAUGCCAAGCGUGUGUACCCCUAUGCUGUUAGUCUAAUGGAGAGUGUCAGGACACUCUCGCAAACUUUGCGACAGAUAUCUACUAUGGGAGAAGAGGCCGUUUUACUCCAUGGAUACCGAAAUGAUGUAUAUAAGCUGAUUGCCGAGGGUGUACCCCUGCGAUGGGAGUCGUUCAUCAACUCGCAUGAGCUGUUCUACGCUGAUCAGCGACAAACGAGACCACUUCUAGCUGGAGGUACUGAUCUCGGCUUGACAAAGAACACUGAGAGCAAGCACGGUAUGUUCAUCCGGGGUUUCGCUUCUGCCGUUUCGACCCUACAGAGCAAGGCUGUGUCCCUCAGUCACACCUACGUCACGGUUGAGCAGGCGCUUAAAGAUCUCGGGACAUGUGACUACGAUCCCGCGGCCCUCCAAGCUCAUUUGAGUACGAUCCAGUCUGCUGUUGAUCAGCUGAACCUGGAGCGAUAUGUCAACCUGGACUUCUGGGUCGAGGGGCUCAAUGCCAAGGUCCAAUCUGUGCUUCUCACGCGCCUUCAAACUGCUAUCCAGGCUUGGAUCUCAGCCUUUGAAGAUGACACUGUUCCUGUUGAAGGCAAGAAGCAAGAAGGCCCUUCCAUGAAGUCUCUGACCCUUGAGUUGGCAAUGCGCAACCAAGUCAUCUAUCUGGACCCCCCUCUGGAAUUUGCCCGAGCCAGCUGGUUCCAACACCUCCACGACUGGCUUGGUAUUGUAUGUAAUCUGCGAAAGAUCAAGGCCACUCGGUACCAACUCAGCCUUAACACCGCGGUCAUCGAGGAGACUCGCUUCACAGACCUUCCUAGUGAAUGCACGGGCAUCCUUCAACGAGUGUACAUUUCCCUCGAGAAGAAGCUGUCGGAGAUCAGCGGAUAUGUUGACGAGUGGCUUCAGUUCCAGUCCUUGUGGGACCUUCAGUCUGAGCAAGUGUAUGAUGCUCUGGGAGAGCAGUUGUCGCGUUGGUUGGAGCUCUUGCAGGAUAUCCGAAAGACCCGCACUACCUUUGACACACAAGAUGUUAGCCGAUCGUUUGGACAUAUCAUAAUUGACUACUACCAGGUUCAGACCAAGGUGAACGACAAGUAUGACCAAUGGCAGCGAGACAUCUUGAUGAAAUUCGCAACACGCCUCGGAAACCGCAUGCGCGAGGUGAACGCGGAGAUCGAGAAGGCUCGCAAACAUCUCGAGACUCAGAGCUCAGACGCUUCUUCCACUGCACAGGCAGUCCAGUUCAUUACCGUUGUGCAAAGCUGCAAACGUAAUGUGAAGAUGUGGGCACCGGAGAUUGACAUGUUCCGCCAGGGUCAGUCUACAUUGGUCAGACAACGGUAUCAGUUCCCCCAGGACUGGCUUCACAUCGAGCACAUUGACAGUCAAUGGGAGGCAUUGCGAGAGAUUUUGGAGAAGAAGUCAAGGAUUGUGCAGGAUCAGACCGACGCUUUGCGUGCUAAGAUUGUUGCUGAAGAUAAGCUCGUAAAUGAGCGUAUUGCAGAGGUCGCUGCGCAAUGGAACGAAGAGAAGCCAGUCUCUGGUACUAUCCAACCAGAUGUGGCUUCGGCUACCUUGACUGCCUUUGAAAACAAAAUUUCCAAGCUCCAGGACGAUUGGGAAAUGGUGGCCAAGGCAAAGGAGGCCUUGGACAUUCCUGCUAGUCCUGAAAUGUCACUUUCCGCCACUCUUGAGGAGGUCCGAGACUUCCAGUCUGUUUGGUCGAAUCUGUCCACCAUUUGGUCUAGCCUCAACGAGACUCGUGAUAUCUUGUGGACUGCUGUUCAGCCUCGAAAGAUUCGUUCCAAGAUUGACGACCUCAUCAAGAGCACCAAGGAAAUGCCGAGCCGAAUGCGACAAUAUGCUGCGUUUGAGCACGUCCAGGGAAUCCUUCGCUCUCUGCUUAAAACGAACUCGAUCCUGUCUGAUCUGAAGUCCGAUGCCAUCCGGGAACGCCAUUGGCAGAAGAUUUACAAGCAGAUUAAGCCGCAAAAGAGAUUCUCCCCGAGCUCAAUGACUCUUGGUGACGUGUGGGACCUCAACUUGGUUGCCACCGAAGUCAUUGUCAAGGAUAUCAUCGCCCAAGCUCAGGGUGAGAUGGCUCUUGAGGAAUUCUUAAAACAGGUUCGCGAGACAUGGCAAAAUUACGCUCUCGAGAUGGUCAACUACCAGAGCAAGGUCAAAUUGAUUCGUGGCUGGGAUGAUCUAUUUGCCAAAUGUAGUGAAAACUUGAAUUCUCUCCAAGCUAUGAAGCAUUCGCCAUACUACAAGGAGUUCGAAGAAGAGGCAGUCUCCUGGGAGGACAAGCUGAAUCGCGUUCACGUCUUGUUCGACGUAUGGAUUGAUGUGCAGCGUCAGUGGGUGUACCUUGAAGGUGUUUUCACUGGCAACGCCGAUAUCAAGCAUCUCCUCCCUAUUGAGUCCGGACGGUUCGCAAACAUCAAUAGCGAGUUCAUGGCUGUCAUGAAGAAGGCUGCCAAGUCACCCUAUGUUCUUGAUGUGCUCAACAUCCCGAAUGCUCAAAAAUCGCUCGAGCGUUUGGCAGAAAUGCUGAACAAGAUUCAGAAGGCAUUGGGUGAAUAUCUUGAGAAGGAAAGAGUCUCCUUCCCACGAUUCUACUUCGUGGGUGAUGAAGAUCUUUUGGAGAUGAUUGGUAACAGCAAUGAUACGCUGCGAAUAGCUAAGCACUUCAAGAAGAUGUUCGCAGGUUUGUCCGGGCUCAUCAUGGAUGAUGAGACGGUCAUCUCAGGCUUUACGUCAAAAGAGGGCGAAAGCGUAAGGCUGAAGAAGGAAAUUUCUUUGGCCAAGGUGCCUCGAAUUAAUGACUGGCUGGCGAUGUUGGAGGCUGGCAUGAAGUCAACUCUUGCCGAACUCCUUGCCGAGGCCGUGGAGCAAUACACGCCCAUCUUCGAAUCUGAACAGAUUGAUCGCGAGCAACUUGUCGCCUUCAUGGAUGCGUUCCCCAGUCAAAUUGUUGUGCUUGCCACUCAAGUCGCCUGGACGACAGCAGUCGAGAACUCCCUGGCUGCUGGCGGUCAAACCUUGCAGACCUUGUUUGACCGUGAGGUUCAGGUUCUUAGUGUCCUGGCAGAUACGGUUCUAGGGGAUCUUCACGUUCUCCAGCGCAAGAAGUGCGAGCAGAUGAUUACAGAGUGUGUGCACCAGCGGGAUACCGUUGAGAAGCUCGUCAACGCCAAGGCCGACUCUCCAAGCUACUAUCUCUGGCAGCUCCAGAUGAGAUACGUGUACGUACCCGAGGGAGAGUUCAUUGAUCGACUUGCCGUAAAGAUGGCCAACGCGAAGCUGAACUAUGGCUUCGAGUACCUGGGUGUCCCCGAUCGUCUCGUCCGAACCCCACUGACAGACCGAUGUUUCCUCACCCUUACACAGGCUCUCUGCCAGCGACUCGGUGGUUCGCCUUACGGUCCUGCAGGAACCGGAAAGACGGAGUCAGUCAAGGCCCUUGGUCUGCAGCUGGGGCGAUUUACUCUUGUCUUCUGCUGUGACGACACUUUCGACUUCCAGGCCAUGGGCCGUAUCUUCCUCGGUAUUUGCCAGGUCGGUGCUUGGGGUUGUUUCGACGAGUUCAAUCGUCUUGAGGAGAGAAUUCUUUCUGCUGUCUCCCAGCAGAUCCAAAACAUUCAGCUUGGCUUGAAGCAAGGUGUAGAGGAUGACAAGGCGCAGAUCGAUUUGAUUGGCCGUCAACUUCAUGUCAAUGAAAACACUGGCAUUUUCAUCACAAUGAAUCCGGGUUAUGCUGGUCGUUCAAACUUGCCUGACAACUUGAAGAAACUCUUCCGCAGCGUUGCCAUGUCCAAGCCCGACAAAGAGCUUAUUGCCGAAGUGAUGCUCUACUCCCAGGGUUUCAACCAGGCCAAGACUCUGUCCAAGCAGACAGUUCCAUUCUUUGACUCGUGUUCGAAGAAGCUGUCUAAACAAGCCCAUUACGAUUUUGGUCUCCGUGCACUGAAGAGUGUAUUGGUCAGCUCUGGUGGCUUGAAGCGUGCAAGGCUCUUAGAUGCAGAGGGGGAUUCUCAGGAAGUCUUUGAGCCUGAGAUCAUUGUUCAGAGUAUUCGGGAGACUAUUGCACCCAAGCUCAUCAAGUCUGAUGUGGACAUCAUGAUGACUAUUGAGAAGGACUGCUUCCCAGGUGUGGAUUAUGUACCGGCCAAUCUCCAGGCGCUCGAGGAUGCCAUUCGCAAGCUCGCAGCGGAGCGACACUUGGUUGUCACGGAUGUCUGGAUGACCAAGAUUCUCCAGUUGUACCAAAUCCAGAAGAUCCACCACGGUGUGAUGAUGGUUGGUAACUCUGGAUCAGGAAAGUCAGUCGCUUGGAGACUGUUGCUUGAUGCUCUUCAGGCUGUUGAGGGCGUCGAGGGCGUGUCCCACAUUAUUGACUCCAAGGUCAUGUCAAAGGAAGCCCUAUAUGGUAAUCUCGACUCAACCACACGUGAGUGGACCGACGGUCUAUUCACAAGCAUUUUGCGUAAGAUUGUCGACAAUCUCCGUGGUGAAGACGGGAAACGGCAUUGGAUUGUCUUCGAUGGUGACGUUGAUCCAGAGUGGGUCGAAAACUUGAACAGUGUCCUCGACGACAACAAGCUUCUCACUCUGCCCAAUGGUGAACGUCUCAAUCUUCCACCCAACGUUCGUAUCAUGUUCGAGGUCGAGACACUGAAGUAUGCUACACUUGCCACCGUCAGUCGAUGUGGUAUGGUGUGGUUCAGCGAGGACACUGUGACUUCGGAUAUGAUUGUGGCCAACUACUUACAGGCCCUUCGUAGCGUUCCUUUCGAGGACCUGGACGAAGACAGCGUUGGCACAGGACAGAGUCCUGCAAAGACCCUGGCUGUGCAGGGUGAGGUUGCUGAUCUUCUCACAACCUAUCUUACGGAGGAGAACUUUGCUAUCCAGGCGCUUGAGCGAGCCAUGUCUUACAACCACAUCAUGGACUACACCGCUGCUCGUGUGCUCACUACGCUCUUCUCGCUUUUGAACAAGGCUGUCAGAGAUAUUAUCGAAUACAAUGGUCAACAUUCGGACUUCCCCCUCGAUUCUGACCAGAUUGAGGCUUUCAUUUCCAAGAAGCUGCUGCUUGCUCUGGUUUGGGCCUUUACUGGAGACUGCCCGCUCAACGAUCGAAAGGCCUUCGGAGAUGCGGUUUGUGCCUUGGCCAACUUUGGUUCCCCGCCGCUGGAUGGCUCAAGCUCUUUGAUCGAUUUCGACGUCACCCUACCCCAGGCCGAGUGGGCUCCAUGGCAAGCUCAGGUGCCCUCAAUCGAGGUCAACACGCACUCAAUCACCCAGACUGACGUGGUUAUUCCCACGUUGGAUACUGUUCGUCACGAAGAUGUGCUCUACUCAUGGCUUGCCGAACACAAGCCAUUGCUUCUUUGUGGCCCCCCUGGUUCAGGUAAAACGAUGACCUUGUUCAGCGCCCUCCGUAAGUUGCCCAACAUGGAGGUUGUCGGUCUGAACUUCUCCAGCGCUACUACACCCGAUCUUUUGAUCAAGACCUUUGAACAAUACUGCGAGUACAGAAAGACGUUGAACGGUGUGAUGCUCUCCCCUACUCAAAUUGGCCGCUGGCUUGUCGUCUUCUGCGAUGAAAUCAACUUGCCAGCGCCUGAUAAGUAUGGCACCCAGAGGGCCAUCUCAUUCUUGCGACAGCUCGUUGAGCACAAUGGCUUUUGGAGAACAUCUGACAAGUCUUGGGUCACCUUGGAUCGAAUCCAAUUCGUUGGUGCUUGUAACCCUCCGACCGAUGCUGGCCGUACCCCUCUUGGUGCUAGAUUCUUGCGUCACGCUCCUCUCAUCAUGGUUGAUUACCCUGGCGAGCUGUCCCUCAACCAGAUUUAUGGUACCUUUAAUACUGCCGUGCUCAAGAUCAUACCAUCUCUUCGCGGUUACGGAGAAGCUCUUACACAUGCCAUGGUCCGAUUCUAUCUGGAGUCACAGCAAAGGUUCACGCCCAAGAUUCAGCCCCAUUAUGUUUACAGUCCUCGUGAACUUACUCGAUGGGUUCGUGGUGUGUAUGAGGCCAUCAAGCCUCUUGAGACGCUAUCAGUGGAAGGUCUCAUUCGCAUCUGGGCACAUGAAGCCCUUCGCCUGUUUUCAGAUCGUCUUGUCGAAGAAGAUGAAAGGAAAUGGACGGACGAUGCUGUUCGACGUAUCGCACUUCAAUUUUUCCCCAUGAUUGAAGAGGAGAAGGCACUUGGUGGCCCAAUUUUGUUCUCCAACUGGCUUUCCAAGAACUAUGUCCCCGUUGAUCGUGAGCAACUGAGAGAGUUUGUCAAGGCUCGGCUCAAGACCUUCUGUGAAGAAGAGGUCGACGUGCCUCUGAUUCUCUUCGAUGAUGUCCUGGAGCAUGUCCUGCGCAUCGAUCGUGUUUUCAGACAGCCACAAGGUCACUUGAUUCUCAUCGGUGUAAGUGGCAGUGGCAAGACCACCCUCUCACGCUUUGUUGCCUGGAUGAACGGUCUUCGGGUCUUCCAAAUCAAAGUUCACGGCAAAUAUUCCGGUGAAGAUUUCGACGAGGAUCUUCGAGAGGUGCUCAGACGCUGUGGUUGCAAGGGUGAAAAGAUUUGCUUUAUCAUGGACGAGUCUAACGUGCUGGACUCUGGUUUCCUUGAACGCAUGAAUACACUUCUUGCCAACGCUGAGGUUCCCGGUCUCUUCGAGGGCGAUGAGUACGCUGCACUUAUGACGGCCUGCAAAGAAGGUGCUCAGCGACAAAACUUGCACCUGGACUCACCCGAAGAAUUGUACAAGUGGUUCACGCAGCAGAUUGUCAAGAACCUCCACGUUGUAUUCACAAUGAACCCUCCAGAGGAUGGUCUAGGCUCAAAGGCUGCCACUUCCCCUGCCUUGUUCAACAGAUGCGUUCUUAAUUGGUUCGGAGACUGGUCUGAUCAAGCCCUCUUCCAGGUUGGACAUGAACUCACGCAUUCAAUCGAUCUUGACAAGGCCAGUUACCAGGCUCCUGAUACAAUCCCAGUCGCUUACCGUGGCCUCCAACUGCCUCCAUCCCAUCGUGAAGCAGUUGUUAACUCAAUGGUUCAUAUACACUACUCUCUUCACCGUUACAACAAGAGAUUGCACACUCAGCAGGGCAAGGUGACGUUCCUCACCCCUCGUCAUUUCCUGGACUUUGUAGGCCAGUACGUCAAGCUUUAUAAUGAAAAGCGUGAGGAUCUGGAAGAGCAACAGCGCCAUCUCAACGUUGGUUUAGAGAAACUGAGGGACACUGUAGACAAGGUGCGCGACCUGCGUGUCAGUUUAGCAGAGAAGAAGAAGCAGCUGGAGCAGAAGGAUGCGGAGGCGAACGAGAAGCUUCAGAAGAUGGUUGCCGAUCAGCGCGAGGCUGAGCACAGAAAGACUAUAUCGCUCAAGUUCCAGGCCGAACUCGAGAAGCAAGAGGCCGAGGUGGCUUCACGGAGGAAGGUGGUGUUGGAAGAUUUGGCCAAGGCAGAACCCGCUGUGGAGGAAGCCAAGCGGAGUGUCAGUAACAUUAAAAGACAGCAGCUGGUCGAAGUGCGAGGUAUGGGAAGCCCCCCCGCAGGUGUUAAGUUGGCGAUGGAAGCCGUUGUCACACUUCUUGGACACAAGGCAACGGAUUGGAAGAAGGAUGUCCUGGGUGUGGUCAGAAAAGACGAUUUCAUUGCCAGCAUUAUCGCUUUUGACAAUGAGGCCAGGAUGAACAAGCCCCUCAGAGACAAGAUGUACAAGGAAUUCUUGGGCAACCCCGAGUUCACCUUUGAGAAGGUCAACCGCGCAUCGAAGGCAUGCGGACCGCUCGUGCAGUGGGUCAGAGCUCAGGUCGAGUACUCUGGCAUUCUGGACCGUGUUGGCCCGUUGAAGCAAGAGGUUACUGAGCUUGAGGAACAGGCAUUGCAGACCAAGGCAGAGGCCAAGGCUGUCGAGAACAACAUCAAUGAGCUGGAGGCAAGCAUCAACACCUACAAGACCGAAUACGCCGCUCUCAUUAGUGAGACGCAGGCUAUCAAAUCGGAGAUGUCCAAGGUCCAGUUCAAGGUCGACCGCAGUGUUCGUCUUCUUGAUAGCCUGUCCUCUGAACGAGUACGAUGGGAGGAAGGAAGCAAGUCUUUCGAGACUCAGAUAAGUACCUUGGUAGGAGACGUGCUCGUCGCCGCAGCCUUCUUGGCAUACAGCGGUCUUUACGACCAAACGUUCCGAAAGUCCAUGAUUGAGGACUGGUUCCAUCAGCUACACCUCUCGGGUGUUCAGUACAAAUCGCCAAAUCCUAUUACUGAAUAUCUCUCUGAUGCGGAUGAGCGUCUGGGUUGGCAACAAAACGGCCUCCCGGUCGAUGACCUAUGCACUGAAAACGCCAUCAUUCUAAAGCGUUUCAACCGCUACCCUCUCAUCAUUGAUCCAACAGGCCGAAUUCCCGAAUUCCUGCAGAAGGAAAACAAGAACCAGCGCCUGACGGUGACUAGCUUCUUGGAUGAUGGAUUUAUCAAGCAGUUGGAGUCAUCUCUGCGAUUUGGCAAUCCUAUUCUCAUUCAGGAUGCUGAAUACUUGGAUCCUGUGCUGAACCACGUGUUGAACAAGGAAUACCAACGAACAGGUGGUCGUGUUCUCAUCCAGCUUGGAAAACAAGAGAUCGAUUUUUCCCCUGCGUUCAAGCUGUACCUCUCCACCCGCGAUCCCUCGGCUACAUUUGCCCCCGAUAUUUGCAGUCGAACAACCUUCGUCAACUUCACAGUCACCCAAAGCAGUCUCCAGACGCAGUCCCUUAACGAUGUACUUAAGUCAGAGCGACCCGAUGUCGACGAAAGGCGAUCAAAUCUCAUCAAGUUGCAAGGAGAGUUCAAGAUUCAUCUGCGACAGCUUGAGAAGCGUCUGCUUCAGUCGCUGAAUGAAUCUCGCGGUAAUAUUCUCGACGACGACAAUGUCAUUGAGACGCUUGAAACGUUGAAGAACGAAGCCGCCGAGAUCUCUGCGAAGAUGAGCAACACUGAAGGAGUCAUGACCGAAGUGGAACAGAUCACGCAGCAAUACAGCGUCAUUGCCAAGUCUUGCAGUGCUGUCUUUGCUAUUCUCGAGCAGCUCCAUUUCUUGAACCACUUUUACCAGUUCUCUCUUCAGUAUUUCCUCAACAUCUUCCAGUCCGUGCUGCACAACAACCCCAAACUGGCCAGUGAGACCGACCACAACAGCCGUCGUGAUAUUAUCGUUCGCGAUCUCUUUGUCAACACCUUCAAACGCACAUCACUUGGGUUACUUCAGAAGGAUCGCAUUACCCUCGGCAUGCUCCUUGCUCAAGCGACACCAUAUCAAAUGGAGAAGUCAAUUAUCGAUAUCAUCCUAGACAGCCAGGUCGAAGGCAAGGAUAUGUCGAGUAACCCUGAGCUGAGGGAUGAGGCGUUUGCAGAGGCUAGAAAGCUCACACCUCUGAAGACGACAUUGGACAGCCCUUCCAACGAGGACUGGGACAAGUUCUUCACCGAAGAAGAGGCCGAGAAAUCCGUGCCCCAAAUUUGGGGCGACAAUACAUCGGCCAACGACAAAGCCUUGCUAUCACUGUUGCUUGUCAAGAUGUUCCGCAUGGAUCGGUUUGUGCCUGCGGCUGAACGCUUCGUUGGCGAGGUCUUUUCACCAGACAUUUUCGACGUCGUUGAAGAUCUGAAGGAGACUGUUAGCCAAGUUGCCGCCACAUUGCCCAUCUCGCUUGUUUCCAGCCCUGGAUUUGACGCCAGUUACAAGGUUGACAGCCUGGUAGAGAGAGUUGGCGUUCGCUGCACCAAUAUCGCCAUGGGAUCCAACGAAGGACUGGCAAGUGCCGACAAAGCCGUGAGCGAGGCUGCCCAGACUGGGUCUUGGGUUCUUGUCAAGAAUGUGCAUCUUGCACCAACCUGGCUUCAGAGUCUUGAAAAACGCAUGGACGCACUCAACCCACACAAGGAUUUCCGACUCUUCUUGUCUAUGGAAUCUAGUCCAAAGAUUCCUGUCAAUCUUCUACGUGCAUCUCGUGUUCUCAUGUAUGAGCAGCCGGCUGGUAUCAGGGCCAACAUGAAGGACUCUAUGUCCUCACUUUCGACAAGAACCAACAAGAGCCCCGUGGAGAGAACCAGACUGUACCUGCUCCUCUCAUUCCUGCAUGCUGUUGUUCAGGAACGGCUGCGAUAUGCACCAAAUCUUGGUUGGAAGGGAUUCUGGGAGUUCAACGAUAGCGAUUACGAAUGCUCUGCUUUCAUUGCCGAUACCUGGCUUGAUGUGGUGGCUGGCAACAGGACCAAUAUUGCACCUGCAAAUAUCCCUUGGGACAUGAUUCGUUACCUUGUCACGGAAACCUACGGUGGCAAGAUUGAUGAUGAGGGCGAUUUCAAACUCCUUGGUCAGCUGGUGUCGACAUUCCUCGUUCCCGAGGCCUAUGAUGUGGAUCACAAACUCGUUGAUGGGCCUGAUGGAAGCAGUCUUGUUGUGCCGUCUGGAACAGGCGUUCAAGACUUUGUGUCCUGGAUUCACAAGCUGCCUGAGCGUGAGCCGCCAAGCUAUCUGGGACUGCCGGCGAAUGCCGAGAAACUGCUGCUCGUUGGUCUGGGCCGAGCGCUGAUUGGCAAUCUUCGCAAGGUCACGGAGCUUUUAGACGAGGGAGAGCAGCUUGUGAUAGAUUCGUGA